Molecule: messenger RNA, 8753 nt
Organism: Polypterus senegalus (gray bichir)
Lineage: Eukaryota; Metazoa; Chordata; Cladistia; Polypteriformes; Polypteridae
Product: protein bicaudal D homolog 2-like
Exons: 8
Coding region: 1-2718 (905 amino acids)
Biological process (GO): protein localization to organelle; regulation of microtubule cytoskeleton organization; microtubule anchoring at microtubule organizing center
Cellular component (GO): cytosol; Golgi apparatus
Molecular function (GO): dynein complex binding; dynactin binding; cytoskeletal adaptor activity
Source: RefSeq, a predicted model, not a curated record
AUGGAAGAUGAAGGCAAUGUCAAAAUUGUUUCCACAAUGUUGACUGUGCAUUUCACAAAGCUAUAUGUGGAGUUCUGUGACAUUGAAAAGGCAGUAAAAACACAAACAUCUGAAGAAGAAAUAAUUCAGGAUCAGACUGUGUGGUCUGAGCCAAAGUCGAACAAGUUUAAAUACUUAGUGGUAAAGGAGGAGGACUGGAAAAUGGGGUUGCAAUGUCAGUGUGAAGAGGCACAGAAAUGUGACAGUGAGAUCAUACCGACUGAUAGCAUUUCAAUGAUCGUGACUUCCUCUCACAGUAAAAGAAGACAGAGGAGUUACCUCUGUCCAUUCAACACAUCAGCUGACAUUGAUUCUAAGUCAGGUUCUAACAUCUACAUCUGUUCCACCCUGCCUCUCGAUGAUGCUGCCAAGGCAUUUGGACAAGUUCAUUCUAACCACAAGAAAGUGGCUGCAGAUGGAGAAAUCCGUGAAGAGUCCUUAAUACAGGAGUCUGCAUCCAAGGAGGCUUACUAUGAACAGAGAGUUUUGGAGCUUCAGACAGAGCUUAAACAGUUGCGUAAUGUUCUGGCCAAUGCCCAGUCUGAGAAUGAUCGGCUCACCUCUGUUGUUCAGGAGUUGCGAGAGAACAAUCAGGUGGUGGAGCUGCAACGAACCCGCUUGCGUGAUGACAUCAAGGAAUACAAAUUUCGGGAGACUCGCCUUUUGCAAGACUAUACAGAACUUGAAGAAGAAAACAUUUCCUUGCAGAAACAAGUAUCCAUCUUGCGACAAAAUCAGGUUGAGUUUGAAGGUUUAAAACAUGAGAUUCGAAGGUUGGAGGAAGAGACAGAGUUUCUUAAUAGCCAGCUUGAUGAUGCUAUCCGGCUUAAAGAAAUUGCUGAACGUCAGCUGGGAGAAGCCUUGGAAACUAUCAAAACAGAGCGGGAGCAAAAGAACAACCUGAGGAAGGAGCUUUCACAUUACAUGACUAUCAGUGACUCUAUGUACAACAGUCCUUUGAGUAUCUCGCUGGAUGGGCUUAAAUUCAGCGACGACGCUUCAGAGCCCAACAAUGAUGAUGUCCUCAAUGGGUAUGAUAACAGUACGAUUGCAAAGAUCAAUGGUAGUAGUGAGAACAAGAUGUCUGCAUCAAAGAAAAAUGACCUUUUCCAGCCAGCACCUAGUCUUGUCAAUGACCUCCUCAGUGAGCUGAACAUCUCUGAAAUCCAGAAGCUUAAGCAGCAGUUAAUGCAGGUGGAAAGGGAAAAAGUGAAUUUGCUGUCCACUCUGCAGGACUCUCAAAAACAACUAGAGCAUGCACGAGGGGCACUGUCAGAACAGCAUGAAAAGGUUGGCAGACUCACUGAGAAUCUCAAUGCUAUGAAGAAGCUGCAGGCCAGCAAGGAGCGCCAAUCUGCACUAGAUAAUGAGAAAGAACGUGACAGCCAUGAAGAUGGUGACUAUUACGAAGUUGAUAUUAACGGCCCUGAAAUUUUAGAAUGCAAGUAUAAGUUGGCUGUGGCAGAAAUUGGAGACCUCAAAGAGGAACUGAAAACAUUGAAAACCAAGUACGACGAAUAUGAAUCCAAGUAUGAGGAAGAAAAGAGUCGCAGAGAGAAUGAAGUGCAGGCCUUGACAGAAAAACUUGCCUCCUUAGAGAAGACUAAUCGAACAGACAGAGACCAGGUAGUGAGGCUUGAGAAGGAGCUCAGAAAGGUGAGUGAUGUUGCUGGUGAAACACAGGGUAGCCUUAGUGUGGCCCAGGAUGAACUGGUUACUUUCAGUGAAGAACUUGCAAACCUCUACAACCAUGUCUGCAUGUGCAACAAUGAAACACCAAACAGGGUGAUGCUGGAUUACUACAAGGAAGGAAAAGGUGGACGCACCAGCCCAGAGGGUCGAGGUCGCAGGUCCCCUAUCUUACUCACAAAAGGACUUUUCCCCGAGCCCCCAAAAGUUGAAAAUGGUAAUGGGGAUAGCACUCCAUCUCCUGUCUCCUCUCUUCCAUCCCCUGUGUCAGAUCAUCGUAAGGAACCAAUGAACAUCUAUAAUCUGAUUGCCAUUAUCAGGGACCAGAUAAAACACCUGCAGACCGCUGUGGACAGGACCACUGAGCUCUCCAGGCAAAGAGUGGCAACACAUGAGCUUGGUCCAGUGGUGGACAAAGACAAGGAAGCUUUCAUGGAGGAAAUCCUCAAGCUGAAAUCUCUGCUGAGCACUAAGCGUGAACAAAUUGCUACUUUGAGGACUGUGCUCAAGGCAAACAAGCAGACUGCAGAGGUGGCGCUAGCUAACCUGAAGAGCAAAUAUGAGAAUGAGAAGGCCAUGGUAACUGAAACAAUGAUGAAGCUGAGAAAUGAACUGAAGGCCCUCAAGGAAGAUGCUGCCACAUUCUCAUCCCUAAGAGCUAUGUUUGCUACUAGGUGUGAUGAGUAUGUCACCCAGCUUGAUGAAAUGCAGCGACAGCUAGCAGCCGCUGAAGAUGAGAAGAAAACUCUGAACUCAUUGUUGCGCAUGGCAAUCCAGCAGAAGCUGGCUCUCACUCAGCGACUGGAGGACCUAGAGUUUGACCAUGAGCAGUCAAAGCGGGGUGGGCGUAGCAAGACCACAAGCAAGAGUAAAACAGCCUCAUCCAACCCUAAUGUAAGUCACGGGCGCUCCUGCGCAGUCAGGCCCGAAGCGUCCGUGCUUAAUAACCAGGUCUUCUGCAGCGAAAAAUAUAAAAUCUGUUGCGACUAAAAAAGCACAUUUGGAGGUGUAGUCUCGUGGUGUUUCUACACCUUGCAUAGAUGUAAAGCCCCACACUACAGUGAAUUUGUGUUGGUUUGCUGUCAUAACUGUUUGGCUACUACUAGUUGUUGUUGUCUGCUAGAAAAAUGUGUAUAAGAAUGCUGUUAGCCAGCUGGUAAAAUUAUAUGGCAUGAAAAUAGCUCUUUGCAGAUUAGCACCUGUGCCUUGGCAUUGCUAAUGAAAGUAGUGGCUUCAACCUAACUUUUAGCUCCCUCUCUGUAGUGUAGGGCUGCUCCUUUGGGGCUUGUAUCUUAGUACAUGUUCUACUGAGAUGUUCUUUGUCAUCCCAUUAGCCUGCUGCCAAUGCUGUCCACUACGCUAAGGCCAUUUGAUUUGUCCUCGCUUACCGAGUUGUAACAGUACUUCAGGGUAUCGAUGCGUGUGACGCUGUAUCAGCAUUUUUGCAAGGCUGAAAAUUAUUGAAGGUGAACUGCCUCCUUUUCUGAUUUAACUGAAGAGCAUCAGGGUUCAUUGAUGCCCCACAAAUAAGAAGGAUAUUGCUUUCUGUGGAUCUUUUUUUUUUUUUUUUUUUAUAACAGUUUUGACCAUGUUAAAGCCUGUGUCAAAUUUAGCAGUUUGUUACUUUACACAUUACUUAAAAACAAGUAUACUGAUGUCAGGUCCACAGUUAUGCAGCACAUGAUAAACUUAACUUCUCUCUGUUUUAUAAAUGGAAACAGUCUGCACGUAAAAGAAAAAGCUGGAUAAAAUAAUGUUUUGUAUUUGAAAACAGACCAAAGCCAUAAUGCUUAUUUUUUUCUGUCUUUUCAUUUUGUGUGAAAUGCGUUUUAGCUUUGAUCAGUUGUUAUUGCAUUCUAGUUUUGCGGUUUACUUAUGGAAAGCUCAUCCUGAAACCGGAGUGCAUCUAAUGCUGUUGCACUUGUUUACAGUUCAGCAUAUGCAAAGAGGUUUUGUUUUUUUUUCUUCUUAAAUUUAACGCCAUAGCCUACUGGCUAUGGUAAUAUUAAUGGGUUUUGAUUUAAAAUAAUUGACAACAGGCUUUACUUGAGCAUUGUUAAAUACUUUUGAAGAUUUUCUAACUUACCUUCACUGUUUCUUAAAUUACCUUGUGGGGGCAAAAGUAGUAUAGCGCUCUUUCUUUGGUGUAAAAUUGCAUAACUGCCUCUUGUUCACGUGGCAGCUGGUAUAUCUGAGUAUUGUCAGGAGCAUGGAGCAUUGCUUUUCAGUAUUAUAGUUAAUGCUACUUGUGCGUCUUGGCUCAAUAUUAUAAUGCUAAUAUUAAUGCAAAAUGUAUACUGUUUAAUGCAAGCACAGAUACCACAGGGCUCUACAUUACACUUUGGAGUUAGCAAAACAGCCCGUGUAAUGAAUUCUCUAUGUGUCCCCCAUAACUUGAUCACGUUAUGGGAGAAUUUAAAUAAUAGCCAUUCAGAUUCAAUCAAUAAGAAUUAUUUAAAAAAAAAUGUUAAAGUGUACUUCAAAAUUGGUGCCUAUAUUUGUUUAUCAAAAAAUAACUGAUGUGAAAUCCAAAAAAAAAAAAAGCCAAAAGCAAAAAAGUAUAAUUGAUUUUGAUUAAUAAUUAGUCUAUUUUGUCUACAGUUAUUUCUAAUCUCACGAGCACAAAGAGGCACAUUAUUUUGAAUUAAAAACAAAUCAAAUUAUGUUACAUGAAAAGUGCCUGUUCCUCAAGUCAUUUACCAUUUAAAUGUAAAGCCCUGUUACCUUUUGGUUUUCCUGCAGACGCUGGUCGUGUGUGUGCGUCUCCUGUAUGUCUUUCUUUGAUUGUCUUACCCUCCUAUGCUUCAGUCCCUCACAUGGAGGCAGCAGACUGCUAAGCACUUGGCUCUGUUUCUUUCUGUUUCUCUUUGUCUGCUCCGUUACAUGACUACAAUUUCUUUUAGAUCGUCAGCAGCUUGCUUCCUCCACAUCACCGCUCUACCUAUAUUUAGGAAGGAGAUGCCUCCAUUAUUAACGUUAAGGUAACUCCUGAGCCAUCUUGCUUCGUAGAACUAUUGAGGCUUUAAGCUGCCUGUAACAAUUCCCUUUAAUGCCGCUGGACGUUGAAGCCAGAAAAUGCAAGAAAUCUUUUUAUUGCAUUGUUAUCUAGCAUUUUGCAUUAUUAAACCUAUGUCUUUAGCCUGAGGCAUCUUUAUAAGAUUAAGAAAUUUGAUCAGAUUUGGCAAAAAAAAAAAAGAAAUCAAUGAUAAUGCCUAAAGCGAAACGAGCCUCAGUUUACAGAAACUGAGUGGUUUUUAUCGGGCUCUGAGUUGGGGAAAAAAAGAUGUAAUUAGUAUUACUUAAUGAGAAAAUAAAAUUUUAUACACCAAUUCAGUGAACUUUUUCAGGCUCUGUACUGGAAACCAUAUCAAUCAGAUUUAUCAAUUCAUGAAUAAUGUUCUUUCUGAAAAAGCAUCAGAAGUAAACCAGCUGAAGCAAUAGCUUUAUAGUUAUUUGUAGAUAUUUUCAGCUUCUGUAUGGAUAUGCAGAUCUCAUUUUUCAUAAUAUGCUGACACCUCUGGCGUGCAGAUCCUAACGUACACAGUCAUAGUCCGCCUGCUCAUUUACUUGUGAAUGUUAGCUUUAAUAUAUAAACUUAAAUAAGGAAGCAGGGUUGAAACAUGAAAGGUGUAAAAUAGGGAAAUUAGAACACAUAAGAUUUUUUUGUGAUACAGGUACGAGUAUUUUAAUUUGUUGUUUAAUAUUGUUGAAUAAGGUUACGCUGUUUUCAAAACUGUAUUAAGGGUUUACUACUAAAGUAGCUUAAUCAGAUAUUUUAAAAUCCUAAUUCUACUAAAACAAAGGAACUCAUGAUUAGUGGUUCAUUUUGUUGAAGACAACUGUGAUGUUCAAUCCUGCUUUCAAUUAUGCUGCAUAACCCUCAAAGGCCUUCUAUCUCAUAUUUUGUGCGUAUUUUUUUUAAUGUUUGCAACUACUAAUGGAUAUUAUAUCCGGCAUUGAAAGCUGUGUUUGGUAAAUUGCAUUUUUUAAUAUAAGGGCUGAUUGCUCUUGUGUCAUGAAACCAGCCUGUAUGUGACAUUAAAUUUAAAGCAAAAACUGAGAUUUGCAGAUGGUGGGAAGGGCCUGGGAUCUGACAGUCAUUUUGAAAUGUUGUGGAAAAUGUAUAGCUUUUUUACUCAUUGUGUCAAGUGUGUUUAAAUAGCUACUCUAGGCAUUGCUUCAAAGUUAUCUGCUCUUUCACAUUAGCACCUUCAAAGCCCAACCAAUGGAGUGGCAAACAUCUACAAAGGUAGAAUCUGAUUCUUGCCGAGAACUUUGAACCAAUGUCUCCAGUUUGGACCCAGCAUGUGAAAUUGCUUACUACCUCUCUGCUUUCCAGCUUUUUUAAGUUAAUGUGAUCCGAUUCAUUUUUGAUCUAGCAGGCUGCAUGCAAACUCAACCUGCAUGGUCACCUUUCCUGAGUGUGAUGAGUGAGUGAGCGAGCGAGCGAGUGAGUGAGCGCUUGUGUGUGGCUCUUUUCCAGUGCAUGAGCAGCUUGUCGGGUUCAGCACUUGAGACGUGGGCUUCCUGCACGCAGCUUUUGUCCAACAACAAGCUUUCCUGUAUAACAGCCUCGAUGCUUGCCUUUAUUUGAGGCAAAAGAGACACUCCUCUGUCAGCUGCCUUUAACUUUGGAAGCUAACAUGCAUCUGUGCCUCUUCAUUCACUAACCCAGAUGCACCAAUGCUCUUCUCUGGCCUUUAGUCAGCAGCAGUCAAACUUUGUUUUUUUUUUUUUUUUAAGUAUUUUAACUCUUUUGUUUUUAUUUGUGUUUUGUUUUUCUUUAUUUUUGCAGUAAUAGGCUAGAUCCUGGAGAUGGACAUUUCGGCUGAAAGCAGCUAAUAUCAGUAGUUAUGGCGGCUGAUGCUGCCGCACGCUAGUCAGUUGAAAUGUAACAGGACUAACUAAAGGAACCUGGAAAAUACACUAAAAACAAAAGUGCCGCACCAAACCCACCUGGCGGCUCCCACACUAAGCCCACGUCAUGUCUAUCCUUGCCAUUUCAGUGCUGCUGCAGGAAGACGACGCUCACAAGUGUUGCUGAACUUCCACUUCUGCUCAAACUGAAGUCAUCACAAGUUACAAUAAUUUUUUGGGGGAAAAAAAAAAAAAAAACCCCGAGUCUUUCUUCAAGCUGGUUUAAUCGCAGUUAUUGAUUCAGUGUUUCUUACUCAAACAUUUUAUACCUCUGCACUUUUUUUUACUUCACACACAUAUAUACAUGUAUAUAUCUAUUUUUGUUUUUUGCUUCUUUCUCUAGGAUCAGUACAUAGUGCUGUGGUUUGUGACUCUUUGAGCUAUUAAGAAUAUUUUCCUUUGUUACCCUUCCUGUAGUUGUGCAUGUGUUUGUUUUUCUUUGUUUUUAGAGAGUGGCGCUUCAGCACAAGCAUAUUAUGUGCGACAGUCAACUUAGGAUAUUAAUGAGCUUUAUGGGCUUGUUUUUUCAUGUUGCUAUUUUUAUUAUUUGCUAUUGUUAAACUGCCAUGUUUUAAACAAAAUCCAGGGUGAGCAAUUCUGGGAUUUUUUCAUAUAUUAUUCUUAGGAAUAGUUCAAUGUAACAAGGAGAAACUUGACGUUGUUCUGGUUUUAAAAGGUAGAUAGGCACUUGAAAACCAUGAAUAAAACGAUUAGUAUUACCUACACGAUCCAGGAUUCCUGGAUGUUUUUUUUAUUUAGUUAGUAUCCCUGAGAAACAGAAUUUUUUACAAAUGCAAAGAAUAAAUUCCAAAUUGGAAUUGUUUCAUUCUCUCUUUGUUUAUCGUGCCAUGUCUUGGUACAUUUAGGUAAUUAUAUAAGAAGAUUUGCAGAAAUGUGCAGCUCAGCAGCCUGCUGUUCAAAGCCUUGCAUUAUUUUACUGUUUGUUAUUACCAGUAGUGCCUUUAAAUAAUUUCAAGGGAGAAUAUUAUGUUAGUUUUCUUUUUUUUUUUUUUUUUAAGGAUGUAGGGAAGAGAAAUGUUUUAAAACGUGUUACAAAAAGUCAACAUUAGUAGCAAUAAGUGCAAGCAGAAUUCCCCUUUUUGCACAGGUAAAAUCGUAGUCUUAAUUUUAGUAAAAAGUUAAUUGUAUGAAAUUCUGUUAAUCAGUGAUCCUGCAAACAUGCAGAACCUUGCAGAUUCAGGGGCGUGUUAAAAACUUUUUUUUUUUUUUUGUUGUUGUUUUGUUCUUAUAAUUCUACACUUUUUGGGAACCAAAUAACUGUAACUGUUUUUGGGCUCCUGAGGAACAAAAGGAAUUCAAUUCUUUGAACACAUCUGUGGUUGUAGGACAAGAGGACUUGUUUGGAUGUUACUAUAACUCUCGCUUUGUUUGGUGAAGGUCAUGUGAUCUCUCAAUAGUAUUGGUGGAGAAAGUGAACGGGACGGGGGGGUUGGGGGCAUGUUGUAGGCUUGUUUUCACUUGAUACCCUGCUUAACCCACCUGCGUGAUUUCAGGAAACAGAAAACAAGCUCUGCAUCAACAAGCCGUCACUGGGCUGUUUGUUGAGGCAUUUCAAAGGAAAUUAAUAAUGCGGUUGGAAAGAUUUUUAGGAUGUUUUUUGUUUUACUCAAAAUUAAGUGCAAUUUUAAUGCUAUUUCAAGUAAAGAAAAAAAGUUUUCUGUUUGCUGGAAACGAUAGCAUUGUGAUUACUAGGCGUGCAAACUUUAUAUUGUCAUUUUCUGUUACAGUAUUGAUUCAUAUAAGAAUUUGAUACCUUUAUAUGAGAAUAAUUACUUUGCCUGUAUGGUGGUAUUUAUUUAAAAUGAUGUCAUGCAGUACUGUAUUAUUUUUAUGUGCAUUACCAUUAGUGACCUUUCGGUCUCAACUUAAUGUCAUUUGCAUGUACACCAGCCAAGGGACCUUUACACAGAUCCAAAAUAAAUGUAUGGCAACAAAUGUAAACUGAAUUAAACAAAUGAGAAAAAAAGUGUUAAUCUUUUGUAUCUUGACUAAUCCAAAAAUAUGGUCUUGUUUUUAAUAAUACUAGAAAGGCUAUCUGUGUAAAGGUAGGCUUUUGGCUUUAUCAAUAAAUGUGACUAAAAACUCUU